This is a messenger RNA of Aureococcus anophagefferens, 816 nucleotides long. RefSeq lists its product as hypothetical. The transcript is spliced from 3 exons. The record is from RefSeq and is a predicted model, not a curated record. The coding region runs from base 1 to 816 and encodes 271 amino acids. NCBI's taxonomy places the organism in Eukaryota, Pelagophyceae, Pelagomonadales, Pelagomonadaceae.
AUGCCCCAGCUCCUAGAUGACGAGAAUCGAACGGUCGGCUGGUAUCGCACACAUCGUCGCGGUGCAAUAAGUCGGCUGGGUGCGGAUCUGGGUAGCGAGCAGCUAGAGCUCCUCCAGGGCAACCUCGAAGUGCUGGUAGUUAAGGUGGUGGACACGCCAAAGGGGCGCCGGGCGAUGCUCGCCAACGGCGGGUGGGUGCUGGAACCAUUGCCAACACGAUUGAAUGGCGUGGGCAUGCGGCGUGAGUCGGGGAGCUGGGCUGAGUGGUUGGAUGCGCUGGCUCGGACCAUGAGCGGACGGCUGCGCGAGCCCUCAGAUGGUGAAAAAAUGCUCGCACGACUCGCGCGUGAUAGGAUUGGCGAGCUCGGCGUUGUGAGACGGCGAGAUGGCCUGUGUUGCGAGGGCACAGUUGCAGAUCUGCAAGCGGCGCUAAGGUACUUCGAAUAUCUUGAUGAUGGUGAGCGAGAGCGUAUUUCCGACCUAGCGGACGCAAUUUGGAAGUCCGAGCUGGAGGUGGACCCCGUGCCGCUGGUCUCAACAUGUCCGUCUGAACUUCAAGACAAUCGAAGCCAAAAGCCUCUAGCACCAGCUGACUCCUUGGCGGCCGCUCUGCAAUCGCUCGCCAGUUAUCUGAGUGUUAGUUUCGGCACUCUCACACCCUCAUCCUUCGUGUCCCGUCAGAGCUCCAGCGAUGCUACUUCGCAGCUUGAUGCUCGACGCAAGGCAGCGCGCGUCGCGCUCAGUGGAGUUGACAACCUGGCCUGGCGCAAGUCCCAAGACAGGCGCAAACCCAGCAUCCUACCAAGGCCAACUUAA